Kickxella alabastrina is the source of this 1164-nucleotide messenger RNA. RefSeq lists its product as uncharacterized. The record is from RefSeq and is a predicted model, not a curated record. The transcript has a single exon. The coding region runs from base 1 to 1164 and encodes 387 amino acids. NCBI's taxonomy places the organism in Eukaryota, Fungi, Kickxellomycota, Kickxellomycetes, Kickxellales, Kickxellaceae.
AUGCCUUCGCGUAUGAAUGUCUUUGCGCGCGAGUUGCGCUCAAUUCUGCGCAUAUCAGCCAAUCCUGCCGCCGCUACUCCUGCCUCCGCUGCAGCUGCUUCCACCACGUUGACUGCUACUACUACCGCAUUAAUUGUGCCGCGCAAGACCAACGUGCUUCGUCGCGCUUUUCGUACCGUUUUCAAGACCAAGCUUGAGGUCAACUCUGAUAUCGACAACGCUGCUGGCAUUAUUUACCAGCUGCAGUGUGCCCUUGAUGAAGAGCGCGCUGCUCGUUAUGUAGCCGAGGCUAGAUUGGAAGGGACUGAAGACGCGCUUUGUGAGCUGGAGAUUGAAUACUUCAACGAAUACACCGCCCGUUAUGUGGCCGACACUAACUGUGCGGAUGCCGAGAGCAAGAAUGCUGUGCUGAGCGCUGGAAUAGACGCGUUCAAAGCUAAUCUCGCCGAGUUGGAGGCUGCUCGCGCCCAGGAAGCAGGGAUCCGUAGCGCGGCCGAGUUUGCUUGCAACAGCAUUGGGACCGCAUUUUCCAAGCUGGAGUCUGCCCUUGAGGUCGCCAAGGCUGCACAGGCCGAGUUGGCCGCAUCUUGCGCUCAGGAAUCAUUGGGCCGCAUUAUGGCCGAAUUCGAGCUCAUGACAUUGCGCGCUCAAGUGGCACCUCUGCAGCAUCAACUUGCCAAAGCCUGCAAUCAAGCCAACACUGCUCACAAUGAGCUUGGAGUGUUGCACGCUGAAGCAAAAGUGCCGCGCCAUGAGCUUGAUAAGACUAGCACCAAAGCAAAAAAUGCUCACAAUGAGCUUGAGGACUUGCGCGCUGAAGUAGCCAAGCUGCGCUGCGAGUCUCGCGCUAGCAUUACCACCAAGCACAACGAGGCUUUCCUUAUGUAUGGGCUGGCAGAUUCAGCUAUCUAUAAAAACGAUUAUUACAGCGAGAAGGCUGCAGAUUAUGGCUUGGAAAUUGAUAUGAUGGGUGCUAGGAUGGACGCUCUUCGCCGAAAAAUAAGCGAGCGCAAGGCUCAAUUGGACAGUGCCGACGGUGUUCACUCUGUGUCGAUUGCAGAGUUGGGAGCUGAGUGCGGCGUGCUGGCAAUGCGCUCCAAAAUGCUUUUCAAGCUUGACAAUACAAAACCUGCCAAAAAGCGGCGCGUGCUUUUGAACAUAUAA